AUGAUACAUGCCGAAAGGCGGAAAUCGAUGGCUGAACGCCGUCCUUCGACGUUAAAUCGGUCGUCGUCCAGUGCGGAACGUAUGGGCACCGUGGUGCCACAUUUGGCUGGGAUUGAAGAUCCAUUGCCUGACAGCACACCGGAGAAAGUUGACGUGGUUUUGGUAGGCACAGGUCUUGUGGAGAGUAUUUUGGCAGCGGCACUUUCGUGGCAAGGAUCCAGUGUGUUGCAAAUCGACUCGAAUUCGUACUACGGCGACUCGUCUGCCACACUGACGAUUGACCAGCUGAAACAGUGGGUCGAGGAUAUUAAUAAGAAUGAUUCAAAGUGCUACGAAAACGCCAAGCUACACAUAUCGGGUCUCAUCGGAAGAGGCUCAUACAAGUCGCGGGACUUUGGUAUCGAUUUGUCGCCCAAAAUUCUGUUUGCCAAGUCCGACCUGUUGUCGAUUUUGCUCAAAUCUCGUGUGCACCAGUAUCUCGAGUUCCAGUCCCUGUCAAGCUUCCAUACCUAUGAAAAUGACUCCUUUGAAAGACUCACAAACACGAAACAAGAAAUCUUCACAAAUCCAUCGCUUCCUCUCAUGACGAAGAGGAACCUUAUGAAAUUCAUAAAAUUCGUCCUGGACUGGAGCAAUCAGCCUGAGGUAUGGGAAGCGUAUAAGGACAAGCCCGUGGCUUCAUUUCUAGUGGAAAAGUUCAAAUUAGAGCGUGCUCAGGUUUAUGAAUUGAUUUUUUCGAUAGGACUGUGCUACAAUAUUGACAUCAAAACUCCCGAGGCUUUACAAAGAAUAAGAAGAUACCUUACUAGUUUCGACGUCUACGGCCCGUUCCCAGUUCUGUAUUCCAAAUAUGGGGGUCCGGGUGAACUUUCUCAAGGAUUCUGCCGCUCGGCCGCUGUCGCCGGAGCCACGUACAAGUUGAACGAAACUAUGGUGUCUUAUAACCCAGACUCCAGAAUUGCUGUUUUCGGUGACGCCUCGAAAGUGAGCGUAACGGAGAAGGUUGUUAUAGCCCCAACCCAAAGUCCAGAAAACAGUAAAAAUGUGCCUGAGCAAAAGUAUGAAGUUCAGAGACUGACUUGUGUUGUGGACAAAGCAUGCAUCGAAUGGUUUGGAGAAGGCGAACAUGCUGCUGUGGUAGUCUUUCCUCCCAACUCACUGAAAUCAGGCAACCGCCAGGCAGUGCAAGCGCUGAUUAUGGGUGCGGGAAGUGAUGUUUGUCCCACAGGCACAUCGGUAUGGUAUUUGAGCUCAACGGAGACCGGUAUUAGAGGCGAAAUGGAUCUUGAUGCGGCACUGGGUGCCUUGGAAGAAAGUAUUUUGCGCGAAUCCUCAGCAGAUCUUGAAAACGACGAUGGUAUAUUGGAGGUUGACAACAGCGGACAUAUGACAUUGAACUCAGUCAAAUUGGGGCAGUCUUUCCAGGAAAAUGCUCAGAGAGAGAAGUUGCAGGUCCUUGUGAAACUGUACUUCAAACAGUUUACCUCAACGCCGCCGUUUGAAGUUGUAAACCCAUCAAUAUUUGAUGUCAGCGCUAUGACAAACGGGAAGCUGGUUCCGGGAGCCAGCGAUAAUGGCGUCCUAUACACGCCACUUCCCUCGGCAGAAAUUUCUUACGAUGAAGCCAUCACAGCGGCACGCAUGUUGUUUCAGAAGAUUGUUGGUAGCGAUGACGACUUUUUCGACUUGGAUUUUGAAGAUGACGAAGAGAAUGAGCAGAUUAAUGAAUCUGCGGUCAUAGACGAUGACGACGCUGAAAAGAUGAACAUGACUCUCGAUGCAGAGAUGAGUGUGGAACCGGUAGAAUUCGCAGGCGAAAUGGAAAUAUGA
Messenger RNA from Lachancea meyersii CBS 8951, 1830 nucleotides. The record is from the annotation of a GenBank genome assembly. Lineage: Eukaryota; Fungi; Ascomycota; Saccharomycetes; Saccharomycetales; Saccharomycetaceae.